Messenger RNA from Cynocephalus volans (Philippine flying lemur), 2789 nucleotides. RefSeq names its product interferon lambda receptor 1 (gene IFNLR1). NCBI's taxonomy places the organism in Eukaryota, Metazoa, Chordata, Mammalia, Dermoptera, Cynocephalidae. Gene Ontology annotation, biological process: cytokine-mediated signaling pathway. Bases 14 to 1576 code for a protein of 520 amino acids. Gene Ontology annotation, cellular component: plasma membrane. The record is from RefSeq and is a predicted model, not a curated record. The transcript has 7 exons. Gene Ontology annotation, molecular function: cytokine receptor activity; protein binding.
GGGCCGAGGCGACAUGGCCGGGGCCGGGCGCUGGGCCCCGCUGCUGCUGUGCCUGCUGCAGGCGGCGCCAGGGAGGCCCCGUCUGGCCCUUCCCCAGAACGUGACGCUGCUCUCCCAGAACUUCAGCUUGUACCUGACAUGGCUCCCAGGGCCUGGCAACCCCCAGAACGUGACCUAUUUUGUGGCCUAUCAAAGCUCUUCCACCCCCAAACGGUGGCGGAAAGUGGAAAGGUGUGCAGGAACCAAGGAGCUGGUGUGUUCCCUGAUGUGCCUGGAGAAGCAGGACCUGUACAACAAGCUCAAGGCACGUGUACGGGCGGCUUCUCCCAGCUCCAGGUCCCGCUGGGUGGAAUCCAAGUACCUGGAUUACCUUUUUGAAGUGGAGCCAGCCCCACCCGUCCUGGUGUUCACCCUGACGGAGGAGAUCCUGAGUGCCAGUGCCACAUACCAGCUGCCACCCUGCACACCGCCACUGGAUCUGAAGUAUGAGGUGGAAUUCUGGAAGGAGGGGACCAGAAACAAGACCCUAUUUCCAGCCACUCCCCAUGGCGAGCCAGUCCAGAUCCCCCUCCAGCCAGGCACCAGUGGACGCCACUGCCUCAGCGCCAGAACCAUCUACAUCUUCACUGUUCCCAGAUACAGCGAGUUCUCCAAGCCCACCUGCUUCUUUCUGGAGGCCCCAGGAGCCAACUGGGCAUUCCUGGUGCUGCCGUCACUUCUGCUGCUGCUGUUAGUAAUUGUCACAGGGGGUGUGAUCUGGAAGAGCCUCAUCGGGAACCCCUGGUUUCAGCAGGCAAAGACACCACAAGCCCUGAACUUUUCUGGACACAGACCCACCGUGGCAACCUUUCAGCCCAGUGGACCGGAGUCCCCAGAUGACUUGUUCCUGUGUCCCCAAAAGGAACUGACCAGAAGGGUCCGGCUGACCCCUGGAGUCAGGGCCCCAGCCACCCCACAGGCAGGAGUGGAAAGGGACAGAGCUGAGGACGAGGAGGAUGAGGAGACAGACAGCAUCAGCUUCCAGCCCUACAUUGAACCACACACCUUCCUGGGACAAGAGCGCCGGGUUCCAGGGCACUGUGAGGCCGAGGGGGUGGACUCAGUGGGGCCCUGGACUCCCCUGGUCCAGCUUGAAGGCUCCUCUGCUUGGGAUUCCUCAGACAGAAGCUGGGCCAGCACUGUGGACUGCUCCCCCUGGGACGAGGCUGGGUCCUCUGGUUAUUGGGCCAAGAGGGCACCAGGCCAAGGGCCAGGUGGGGACAGGCAUCAGGAGCCUCUCCUCCUACCUGAACUCUCCGAGGACUCAGGUUCCCUUGAAAAGCACCUGGAAGAUGACUUCUCCUUUGGGACCACCUGGGGCUCUUCAUCCCCAGAGCUGAAUCUCUUCCCUGGGGAGCCCCCAGUUUCUCUUCAGACACUGACCUUUGGCUGGGACAUCAGCCCAGAGGAGGAGGAGGACGAAGAGCGUGGGAGAGAAUCAGAAACUGAGGACAGUGGCACUGGCAGCUGGGAGGCUGAGGGCACCUACAGGACCGAGGUCGGGGGCAGGAUGCUGGGGCAUUACAUGGCCAGGUGAGCUGUCCCCGGCUUUCCACCGAAUCUGGUGCUGCUGCCACAGCUACUGGGCUUCCCGAGGACCCAAGACACCACCGAGACUUAGAGCCUAUGACCCUCACUGCAGCGGUGGCCGGUCCUUGUGGCACUUCGGGGAGCGCCACCUGGAGGCUGUUUGUCGGUGGGUUGGGCAGCAAGACGCCAACCUUCCCACAGCCCACCCGCUUCAGGCUGAGCUGCAAGAUGGGCCCCCUGGGUGAGCUCCAUAAAGAAAAAUCCAGCUGGCUGAGGGGUGUUGGAGGGGAAGGGAAAUGGCAGUCACCAUCCAAAUCCGUGGAGUCGUGGCUCUGCACAGGUUUUAAUAUCGGACAGACCCGAGUUCACCUCCCGGCUCUGCCUGUUACCAGGUGUGUGCCUAUGGGUAAGCUACUUUCCUUCUCUGUACCUCAGUUUCCUCACUCGCAGCUACACCUGGGGUGUAGUGAGGGAUCAGGAAGGUCUCAGAGGUGUCAUUGAUACUCUCCGUGUGCUGGCCGGCACGACUGCCCAUCUGCCCAGGCUCCGAGGAGACCCCGAGGCAUCUCCCACCUGUGACCCCUAAACCCAGAGCGACUGGGAGCACUCACCUUUCAGCCUGUCUCCCCUCUAGUCUACCCCCUUCCCUUCCACCCUCACUGUCCCGCACCUCCUGGUCAGGAGCCUGAGCUCUCAGAAGCCAGAGCCCCAACCAAGGGGGACCCUGGUCCCUCUCCCUUUUCUCAGUGAUGGGAACUCUGCUUCCCAAGGAAAGAACCAACUGGUCCACCUUGUAGGAGUCCAGUAUGUUGAGGAGGGAGAGGAACAUGGCAGCGACUGGACUUCUCGGACUGUAAUCCCUGUUUUGGACAGCACUUUAGACCCUUCGGUUGACUAUUUUGACCUUAAAGAAGUCCCAUUUUCCCUUCCAGUUAUGAGAAACUAAUGUCUUCUGGAAACAGGUGACUGUCCUUACCUGGGGGUAGUGACAUGUCCUCAGUUAACCUAUACCCACCUGUAUAAGGACGAGCAUAGCUGAGUUUUCACCCAUAGGACCUAGAUUUUUGUCUUUUGUGGCCGGGGAGCUGAACCAUCUUGUGACCUGGGCCCUGCCAUUUAACCUGCCAGAACUUCUGUUUCCUCAUUUGUGAAGAAAGCAUCUUCGCUGCCAUUUUACCCACAGAGCUGUGGUGUUUUGAGGCCAACGUGAGGGUAUAGCA